CUCUCUCACCAUAUACAAACUGCAGACGAGGAACGGCGGUGGGCAGCCUCUCUCUCUCUCUCUCUCCUUCUCCCUCACGCUCAACACGCCGGCGACGAGGAACGGUGGUGGGCAGUUGCGGCGGCGUAGGCGAGGCAUAUUCGGCAGCGGCAGGUUCGUCUCUCUCUCCUUCUCCCUCUCGUUUCCUCUCUCCCUUCCCCGCCGGCGGCACGGAGCAGCAUCAGUGGCGGAGAGGCAGUGGCGGUGGACGGCCCUCCCGUCCUUUCUCUUUCUCGACGAAGGCUGCAGAUCGGCGUAGCAGGCAGCGGCGACGGCGGUGUGACUCCUGCGGCGUAGCAGCUCCGUGGACCUCCGUCUCUUCCCUCCUCUUCUCCUUCUCGCCGCCAAUAGCAGACGGGCAGCAAUAGAUCGACGCCGGCCUCCUCUGUUUCCGGCGACCUUGGUGAGCAGCCGGCCUCCUCUGAGCAGCGACGAGUAGAUUCCGGCGACCUUGUAAGGAGGGAAAAAAGUCAAAAUCUGUAGACCAUCCUCUCUCAGUCUCAGUCGUCUCCCCACUCUCUCGUCUCUGCUUCUUAGCCUUCCAGCACCGGUGAUUGGGCGCACUGUUGCAAAGAAUCUUUUUCCUGAUCAAUGCCAAAAAGAAGUAAAAGAACAGUUAAGCAAUCUGCAAAUGCUGCUCCUAACUCCAAGCAGGAGGAGCCCCAAGAUGUAAAGCAAAAAGAGGUGUCUUUGGACCAAGAAGAUUUUGUUGAACAUCAGAGUGCAGCAAUCAGGGCUCUUCGUGAUGUGCAGAUUGAACAAUUACGUACUAUGUUACGGUUGCUACGCUCUAACUUUAGCAAGGAACAGCUGCAAGUUCCUGUGUUGCAAUUUUUCAGAGAAAACCUCCCAAAUCUGGUGGUUGUAAGGAAUGAGAACGAUGGUAUGUAUGAAGUGCAAUGGAAAAAAGAUGAUGGUAAUUUAAGCAUGGACCAACUAGAUGGAAGAAAUAUACAUGCUUCUCUUCUACAACGGUUAUCCAUGGUUUAUCCCAGUUGUUCUGCAGCAAUGCCACCUAUUGGUGGAUUUGAGUUUUCGAAUAAAUCUGUGAAAACAAGUAUCUUCGGUGCUGAGAAUCUCCAAAUUAAGGGAUUUGUACUAGAAGAGCCAUCAGAGACUCAACUGUUUGAGCAGCAGGAUCUUCUCCAAACUCCGGGUGCAAAUAGCCACCGGUUAUCUGUUGGGAUGACACCGAAAACUUUGAGGCAGCCCAAACACGGGGAGAUGCUUCUGUCUGUACAUGGCUCACCCCUUGGCGUUUACAAGGAAGACAUGGAAGCAAUACACGAAUCAGAAGAUGGUUCAGCUUAGAUUAUGGCUCCGUUAUUGUAGGCAUUAUAUUGGUGGAAGAAGUUACUGCCAUUGUAUUUGAUGAAUCCACGGCUGAUUUCUGUGUUGUAAUUAAGUUGUUAGCGUCUCAUGUUUGCUUUUUUGCUUUGAAGCAACAUAUUUCUUACUUUCAGUUAAUGCGUUGAAGCAAAUAUUAUGCCUUGUUUUUGCGUCUCAUGUCUGCUUUAAUGUAUUGCUCUGGUAAAUAUUGUUCUUGUAGAACAUUGAAAUGUUGUGCCUAAGUACUCAAGCUUACUUGUACUAAAAUUUACUCCGUAUGAUAUUGAUAUAUGGAGUCAUGGGAA
Messenger RNA from Ipomoea triloba (trilobed morning glory), 1673 nucleotides. RefSeq lists its product as uncharacterized. The coding region runs from base 631 to 1350 and encodes 239 amino acids. The transcript is spliced from 8 exons. NCBI's taxonomy places the organism in Eukaryota, Viridiplantae, Streptophyta, Magnoliopsida, Solanales, Convolvulaceae. The record is from RefSeq and is a predicted model, not a curated record.